UGUGUUGCCUACAUUUGGGGCUUGAUAAGAUUAUAAAAUUAAAAUGUUAUCAAACAAAUUUUUAGGUUAGAUUUGUUAAACAAAAAAUCUUAAAUCUUUUAUUAUUGUUUUAUUACUGUUUGUGGUUUUUGUGUUUGUAUUGUGUAAAUUUUGGGCUAAAUAUGGCUGAAAGGAAUGUAUGCUGUCCAUUUAACCCACUACACAUCAUGCCCCAGAGUACAUUACAAAGACACAUCAUCAAAUGUAUGGUGAACUAUCCGGACUUUGUGACUUGUCCCUAUAACGCCCUGCAUCGGUUUGCAAACAAGACGUUGUUGGGAGAACACAUGACAGUCUGCGAUUCGAGAGAUAAGAAGUAUGUGUUUCAAGAUUUCAACGAUAAUUGUCCUGCCAGCAAUCAUCAAACCGACAUUCAUACACCUGCUAAUGCCAGAGCGUUUAACUUAGAAUUUGAGGAUUGGGAUGCUCAAUAUUGAUCUGUGAUAUUGUUUGUUUAAAAUUAAAUUUGAAGACAUGAGUGGAAGAAGGUAUUAUGUAGCAAAUCGCAACAUCUAAUCUUAUAAAAUCCCAAUGCGACAAGUCAUGCAGUCUGUCCGGUACAGUUUCACUAUGUAAACAUUGAAUAAACAUCAUUUUAUUUUGUUACAUUAUAGCUCCAGAAUGACUCGAUCGAAUUAUGUAUGUUUUUAAACCAAGAGGAGUAACUUAAAUUUCCCAUGCCGAAAAGCUUGUUUGUAAUUGGUCCAGUCCAACCUCAGGCAAGUUUACUCCACUGUUAUCUAAUUUUGACACUAAUGACAUUUAUAAAAUUUUGACACAAUUAGCAUUUCAUAGAUUAAUUAACCUAGAGGUAUAUAUUAACAUAGGGGAAGCCUACCUUCCGCGCUUCCUGACGACAAGAUCUCAUGGACUGGUUUGCUGCAUCUCUUUCUAACACAUUGUAUCGAAAAUCUAUGAUGACAUUUUGUGUGAAUAUAGGCACGGAAGAGGAGGACAACUGUAGCAGCUUUAUUAUGCGUAAGAGUGAAACAGCACUAAUCCAAAUAAAAAAGAUGGUGUCGUCACUUCGCUCUGAAUGACACUCUCUCUACUCUAUGCUAAUAUAUAACUCUAUGUUGUAUCUUCUGCGAUAUUCCUUAUAUUUUUAGUCUGUUUUUAUAUAAAAAUCAGUUGUUUUUAGAACUCUUUAGCAAUGUAUUAGUAUAAUAUAAGGUUUGUUCCAACACAAUGAAAACCGUCAUGAAACGAUCAUGAAACUGCGUUCCAUGGGUUAUUUUGUUUACUGCUCAGUUUCGUGAUCGCUUCAUGAAGGUUUUUCGUUGUGUUGGAACAAACCUAUAAUAUAGGGAUAAAAUGGGAUAAUACCCGAAGGUUGGCUGUAUACCAUCUAGUUAAAUACAAUUAACAUGAAGUAAAACUCCCUAGUGUAGUUGGUAUAUUUAAUAAAAAUUCUAAAAAAUUUUUAAAAAUCCAAACGGAUUACGUUCAAAACGUUUUUGGACUUAUCAGUCCAUCAUCAGUGAACUCUCUGUCCUUGCUAAAUAGCCACAAUGCCAAACACUGGUCAAGAUGUAUGUUCUUGUAUGUCAAGAUCUUGACCAGUGUUUGGCAUUGUGGCUAUUUAGCAAGGACAGAGAGUUCACUGAUGAUGGACUGAUAAGUCCGAAAACGUUUUGAACGUAAUCCGUUUGGAUUUUUAAAAAUUUUUAUUAAGUAUACCAACUACACUAGGGAGUUUUACUUCAUGUUAAUUUUAUAUAAUAUAGGGCUUUUCAUCGAUUGUCAUUUGUUUCGAACCCCUGUCAAAUGUCGUAUAAUCAGUGUAUAAUAUUAAUAUACACGGAUUAACAACAUAUGACAGAAGCUUGAAACAAAUGACUGUGAAUGAAAAGCCCUAUUUAUGGAUUACCGUCAAAGCCUGAUAUGAUUAACCAAAAAAAAGAUGUAUUUGGUGAUAUUUCUAGUGACUUUCUUGGAUGUGAAUCUGUCUUUUUAGUUUACUCCUCUUGGUUUAAAAACAAGAUUAGCUUAUUUCGAUUUUAAAACAUUUGUAGGAAUCCAAGGAGGGUUUAAAACGUGAGAAAAGUGAUGAAAUUGUAAAUUUCUGUCACUAAAACUGUGGCUAACUUCGGGUCUAUUUACUUUUUCUGUGAAAUCCAUCUAUUUCCAUAAUUCUCUUUAUUUUUAAUAAGCAAUUUUACGGAAACUCACCACAAAACCAAUACUGUCACUUUUGUCAUCUUUGUUAGGUUAUAUUUCACAUGACUGAAGUGGAAGAAAAUGUUAACUGCUUUUAACGCCUUCUUCUACCGAGUUUCUGUAAAUGAUAUUUACAGUUAUCAUCUUCAUGCACUAGUGAUGUAAGGAAUGUCAUUUUUUUGAACAUUCGCUAAUACGAAUGCAAAUAUCUGCUACGACAUUUGAGAAUACGGAUGCGAAUAUUCAGUUUUUUUAAAUUUGAUUCUAUUUUUGUAAUACAUAUUUUCUAAAUUUAUAAUGACAUCUAGUGUAAAUAAAUCUGAUUCUUAAGGAAUCUUAAGGCUUAAUAAAAAAGACCAAAUAAUAAAAUAAAGUAAAGGCUGAUAAUGUGAUUAUACGAAGUUAAGUUACCUUUCCUUAAUAAAAAAAGAUGAGAAGUGAAGAUAUUUUGAUUUUAUUAACCUAAUAUUAUCUUCAAAUUACUUUUUUUUCUGAUAUUCAUUUCAAUAUUCAAAAAGAUGCGAAUAUUCGCAAAUGCGAAUAUUCGUUACAUCACUAUCAUGCACCAGGAAAUCUGAAACUACUAGUAACUAGGGCCAAAUAUUUAUAUAUAUGAAAAAAAAACAGCUUAAAAAGUACUAUUAAGCAACCCGAAGAGGACAAAAAUGUUAUGUAAAACCUUCUUCCACUUGUGUCUUCAAUUAAGAUUUAGAAAAUUUUUAUGUUGAUACAUUUUAUACCAUUGGAAAAAAAUUGUAAUAAAAUUACUUGUUUGUAUAUUUUUAGAAAUUUAUUAUUUAACAAUGAUGGUUUAGCAGCACACAACCACUGAAACAAUUUAAUAUUUUUGACUUUUUGAUGACAGACUAAUAAGCAGAAACGCUGAUGUUUCGUCACCAACUAAAUGUUUAAUUAAGAUUAAAAUUAUUAAAUUAAUUAUAAGAUUAAAAUAUAUGUAGGUAAUGUUUUG
Messenger RNA from Diabrotica virgifera virgifera (western corn rootworm), 3169 nucleotides. RefSeq names its product gametocyte-specific factor 1 homolog. The record is from RefSeq and is a predicted model, not a curated record. The coding region runs from base 162 to 476 and encodes 104 amino acids. NCBI's taxonomy places the organism in Eukaryota, Metazoa, Arthropoda, Insecta, Coleoptera, Chrysomelidae. The transcript is spliced from 2 exons.